Haliotis rubra (blacklip abalone) is the source of this 2765-nucleotide messenger RNA. Its product is annotated as serologically defined colon cancer antigen 8-like. The transcript has 17 exons. Gene Ontology annotation, biological process: centrosome cycle; establishment of cell polarity; neuron migration. Gene Ontology annotation, cellular component: centrosome; centriole. The record is from RefSeq and is a predicted model, not a curated record. Bases 397 to 2352 code for a protein of 651 amino acids. Lineage: Eukaryota; Metazoa; Mollusca; Gastropoda; Lepetellida; Haliotidae.
CCUCACCUACAGCUAUACAGACAUGUCGGUGAAUAGCUGCAGACCCACUGCAUAGGUGGGUUGUGUCUUCCUCAACAAAUAAGUGAACCAUGAAGUGGACCAACUACAAAAUCCACCAGGAGGAUCUAUACCAUGAAACUGACAUACUUCAGGGCCUUUGAACAAGCUCUCUGAAAGAGUUCAUUCUAUUUUCAAGGUAUCCUGAGUUCCAGCACAGAUCGAGCCAAUGACAGCUUGAAUGAACUGAGAGAUGCUUUCGACACGCCAUCAGGCUUGCCAACUGGAUCCAGAGCUAAGGAUGACCUAACACGAGCUGUUCAUCCACGCAUUUUGACCUAUGAAGAUGGAGGACAGAGGCCACAGAAGUAUCGAGAUGCUGCACAGCAGCUCCAACAGAUGCUGGCACCACAGUCUGAAAGGGUGCCUGAUGCCCCAGACACCUCACCUGCGCCUCCUCGGGGACCUCUCCCAACACCAGAGGAGGCAGCCAUAAUGCUCCAGCACCAGGCUUCACUCACCCACCACCUGGAGUCAGAGAAUCGCUACAUCAGGGAAGAGAUGGCAAUCUUGCGCCUGAAGCUGGGGGAGCUGCUUGAUGAGAACAAGCACCUUCACAAUGAGCUAAAGACGACGGUGGUGCAUGAGAUACUCCGAGAAGGAGGUGCAGAUCUUGCCCAGUACAUGGGCAACCUGGACUCUGCGCUGAAGGACUCAGUGGGUCCAGGGAUGGCGAGACAAGACUACAGGCGCUGGCAGGUGGAGCUGGAGAGGCUGAGUUCUCUCCAUGCCAACAAGUCGGAGCGCCUGGAAUCCCAGUUGGCACAUGCAAGGUCAGAGCUGGAGAAGUAUGAGCAGAUGGUGGAGGAUCUGAGGUCUCAGCUGCGGAUACAUGACUCCAUCCCGACACACGAGAAUGGACUGUCGACCACCAUGUUCCUGUCUGACACACACCGCAACUUCCACCAGCAGACCAUCGACAGGCUCACCAAGGAGCGUGAUGAGCUGAUGGACCACGUGGCCAGCCUGAAGGGCCGACUGUUGGACAUGACUCGACGUGAGGAAGACUCCUACGUCCAGAUGAAGAAGGGCAUCGAGCUGGUGGAGCAGGCUCAACUAGAGCAAACUCAGGCGAUGGUGGAGCGGGAGCAGUUGGCGGAGGAGCUGGCCAACAUGAGGCAGAGGUUCGAGGAGCAUGUGAUGGACUCGCAGCGCAAGAUGGAGAUGGAGAGGGACUCGGUCCGGAAGGAGUCACGCUUCCUGGUGGAUGACCUCAACAACAAGCUGAAAGAGGCGACAGAGAAGCUUACAGUCAUCGAGACACAGCUGGAGAAGGUCACCCGUGACAAGAUGUCCAUCAUGAACGAGCUCGACGAGACAAAGGCGGAACUGAGGGUGUACAACAAGGAGGUCACUGUGGCAACAGAGAACUACCGCAGUGAGACGACGAAUGCCUCGCUCCAGAGAAGCAGUGCUGUACAGGAAUCCCAUAAGCUGAGACUGGAACUGGACAGCUUCCGACGAGACAGGGACCAGGAGCGUAGUCGGAGCCAGACCGAGGUGGACGACCUGAGACGGAGGCUGAACACUGCGGAGCGGGAACUGGUCAACAGCAAGGAGGAAUGUAUCCAUCUCACAACAAAUGCACAGGCCUUGGAAAGGGAGCUUCAUCUUGCCAAACUUGCCCGUGAGAGUAUUGAGAGGACUCGAAAUGAGGACCUCAAGUCUAUCACCAAACAGGCUCAGCAGAGGGAGAUUGACCUCAACAAUUUCAUCUCCAACCUGGAAGACAAGCAUUCCAUGACAACACAUGAAAUGGACACGAUGCUGCAUAAACAAAACCGUCUCAUCAUGAAGCUGAGAGAUGAGUGUAAGAGGCAGGCUGGGCAGAUGGAGAAACUCACCAAGAAAUACAGAUCUGAGUUUAGCCACCUGAAGAUUGAGAAUGAAGAGUUGAAACAGAGGCUGGAGAGAUCUGUGUCACGGCUGGAGGUGCUAGAUGACCAAUCAGAUCAACACGUACGUGUACACGACAAGAUGAAGGAGAGGCUGAAGAUGAUGGACAACCAUGCUCAACACCAGUCUGCCCAGAUGUUGGAAAUCCUCACAAAACUCAGCAGUGUCGUUCGAGAUCGUCAGUUACUGGCACGUGAAGUGGACUUCCUGCGUACACAGCUGAGUAGAAUUGACCAAUCAACCGUCCACAAACUGAGCUCAUCAAGCAAGGCGCUAGUUGAUGAGAUCCUCAACGCUGUCAUGAAGGAAGAAAAGACAGGAAAGGGAUAUCUGAAUUUGGAUCCAGAAAUAUAUAAAGUAGAACUUACCAACAAUAUAGACAUUGAUGAUCUAAUUUAGUUGAAAGGUACAGAAACUUGAUGGAAAAGUUAAAGUCAAUAUCUGAACAGGAAGACUGGCCUGAUGGUUUCCUUUCUAGACAGCGCUUCUCGAACAUUGAGCCGACAACCAUGAUAGAUUUAACUGGAAUACUGUUUCAAGCAGUACUGAUACGCAGCUCUCUCGCUCACUUUUAAGACAGAAUAUUGGCAAAUUAUAUUAGAAAAUGUUUGCCUGUGCUUGUCUCAUGAGUAGAGCUGGAAUUAUAUUAUCAAUUAAGAUUGACAUGAAGAAAAUGCUUUUCCAUGUUAUGUCGGUUUCUCCGCAUAGACUUCGCUCUAUGGAUGGUUCUAAUAUAGAAUGUUUGAUGUUAAGCACUGUAAGUGAAGGUGUGCAUUUUACCUAUCCUACUGUGAUACUGUCUAUCAUGUAGU